AUGCAUUGUAUGAUCAUUGCCUGUUUACUAGCCGUAGCUGCUCAUCUCGUGAGCAGCUACGAGCUCGUUCCGUUCACCAAAGUUGCCUUCGCAACCGAAAGGAGAGCAGUUUGUAUGGACGGGUCACCGGGCGGCUACCAUCACUCGGCCGGAUCAGGAGAUGGAGCCAGAAAUUGGCUCCUCUAUCUCAUGGGAGGAGGAUGGUGUGCAGACAUUGCUACAUGCCAAAGCUACUUCAAUAUAACUAAAGGGAGUAGCAGAUUCAGCCGAUUCGAAAAUUUCACAGGGAUUCUUAGCCCAGACAAACACAUAAACCCCGAUUUCUACAACUGGAACCGAAUUUACGUGGUCUACUGUGACCAGUCGUCCUUUCUCGGAGACAGUGAAGUCGAUGGCCCAGUUCAGUUCAGAGGGUCCAAGAUAUUUGAUGCUGUCGUGGAGGACCUUUUGGUCAAAGGAAUGGCAAUUGGAAAAAAUGUAAUUCUUUCGGGCAGAUCCGCGGGGGGCCUAGCGACCAUCCUUCAUUGUGACGGCUUUCGAGCGUGUCUCCCCAUUGCCUGCGGGGUGAAAUGCCUUUCGGAUGCUGGAUUUUUCAUCCGAGCGUAA
This is a messenger RNA of Salvia hispanica, 606 nucleotides long. The record is from RefSeq and is a predicted model, not a curated record. Lineage: Eukaryota; Viridiplantae; Streptophyta; Magnoliopsida; Lamiales; Lamiaceae.